Haemonchus placei is the source of this 882-nucleotide messenger RNA. NCBI's taxonomy places the organism in Eukaryota, Metazoa, Nematoda, Chromadorea, Rhabditida, Trichostrongylidae. The record is from the annotation of a GenBank genome assembly.
UUUCAUGCAUGUGAAUGGUUUGAAAUUGCAGAUGUUGUGGUAACAGCUGAAGAGGAGAAAGUUCGAGAUGCCGCCGGAUAUCAAGCCAUUGCUGAAAUUCACCGAGAAAUGGACGAUGAUCACUCAGGGUCAAUCGAUAGGAAAGAAACCACGGGUUUCAUGACGGAGGAUAUGCACAUGCGGAGUUCUGACCGAGCUCGACGUGAACAUGCCUUCCAUGGCAAUGAUGAUGCCAUUACGAUCGAUGACCUCUGGGAAGCAUGGUUCGAAAGUGAUGAACGAUCGUGGACAAAUGACCAGGUUCUCAACUGGAUUGUGAAUGAGGUCAAUCUUCCCAUGUAUGCGGAACGGAUAGUGGAGCUCAAGAUAGAUGGAACAGUGUUGCCAAGGUUGGCAGUGCACAAUUCGACAUAUAUGACAAACUAUCUUGGAAUAAAGUCAUCAGUACAUCGUCAAAAGUUACGACUCAACGCACUUGACGUUGUCCUGUUCGGCCACCGCGAUCCUUCUUCUAAAGGAAAAGACAUUGCUCUAGCUCUUUUGCUUCUUUUGCUUACAUCCGUUUUAAUUCUCUACGUUAAACAACGACGUCGAGCUCGCCUACAGGUAACAGAGCUCUCCCAGAAACUGAAAGAAUUGAAAUCUAUGGAAAAUCAAUUUGAUCAUGAACAAAAGAAGUGGCAUGAAGAGCGAAGCAGACGAUCAACGAACGAUGGAGGCGUUAGCCAAGUAGAAGUUGAUAACCUACGAGUUCAACUAGAAGCAGCCGAACGACGAUUAGAAGAGAACGGAUUCGGUGGUUGUCCUCUCGCACUACAACCGCUGCUUCGAAAGACGUGUGAAGUUGAGAUGGCCUUCCUGGAAAAGCAAAAACAAGAGUGA